GCGUUACGUCGCGGCAUUAGGGCAAGAUGGCUGCGCCCUAUAGAUUUUCUCUUGUCGCGUAAGUUUUUUGUACCUCGCGCGUGUCAGGUUCAAAGUCACAUAGAUUUUUCUCCCAGCAUGUUCUCCGUCCGAGGCUGUGGCCGCUGGGCCGUGGCUUCCCUCGCCAAACAGCACCUUCGGUUGGCCCGGUUCUGCGGUGACAGCGCGGCACCGGGGACUCCGCACUUCGACGUGGUAGUCAUUGGUGGAGGACAUGCCGGGACCGAGGCAGCCGCUGCUGCCGCUCGGUGUGGCUCCCGGACUCUGCUCCUCACGCACCGCGUGGAUACGAUCGGUCAGAUGUCAUGUAAUCCUUCCUUUGGUGGCAUCGGAAAGGGGCAUUUGAUGAGAGAAGUAGAUGCCUUGGAUGGCCUGUGUUCUCGCGUCUGUGACCAGUCUGGUGUGCAUUACAAAGUGUUAAACCGGCGUAAGGGACCAGCUGUGUGGGGUCUGAGAGCUCAAAUUGACAGGAAACUUUAUAAACAGAAUAUGCAGAAAGAAAUCCUGAAUACCCCACUGCUUACUGUUAAGGAAGGAGCUGUGGAAGAUCUUAUUCUUACAGAACCAGAGCCCGAACACCCCGGGAAAUGCCGUGUCAGUGGUGUUGUUUUGGGUAUGUACUGGUUAUAGAUGCCAGAAGAUCAGCUGCCAUGUUACUUGACUCACACUAACCGUAGAGUGGAUGAGAUUGUCCUUGAGAACCUUCACCUCAAUAGUCAUGUUAAAGAAACUACAAGAGGACCCCGAUACUGUCCCUCCAUUGAAUCAAAGGUUUUGCGUUUUCCAAACCGUCUGCAUCAGGUUUGGUUGGAACCGGAAGGAAUGGAUUCUGACCUUAUCUAUCCCCAAGGGUUAUCUAUGACGCUACCAGCUGAGUUACAGGAAAAAAUGCUUACAUGCAUCAGAGGCUUGGAGAAAGCUAAAAUGAUUCAGCCAGGCUAUGGUGUUCAGUACGAUUACUUAGAUCCCCGUCAGAUCGCUCCUUCCCUAGAGACUCAUUUGGUUCAACGGCUCUUCUUUGCUGGACAGAUCAAUGGCACCACUGGUUAUGAGGAAGCUGCAGCUCAAGGUGUGAUAGCUGGAAUCAACGCCAGUCUCCGGGUCAGUCGAAAGCCUCCCUUUGUCAUUAGCCGAACGGAAGGCUACAUAGGAGUCUUGAUUGAUGACCUCACCACAUUGGGCACCAGCGAACCCUAUCGCAUGUUUACCAGUCGAGUGGAGUUCCGUUUGUCUCUGCGCCCUGAUAAUGCUGACAGCCGGCUCACGUUUCGAGGGUAUAAGGAAGCUGGCUGUGUGUCCCAACAACGAUAUGAAAGAGCUUCUUGGAUGAAGUCUUCUUUAGAAGAAGGCAUUUCUGUGUUGAAAUCCAUUGAGUUUUCAAGCUCUAAGUGGAAAAACUUAAUCCCAGAGGCUUCUAUAAGUACUACCAGAAGUCUGCCUGUCAGAGCUCUGGAUGUUCUGAAGUAUGAGGAAGUUGACAUGGAGUUACUAGCCAAGGCUGUUCCAGACCCCUUAAAGAAGUACACUAAAUGUAGAGAGCUAGCUGCAAGACUGAAAAUAGAAGCCACUUAUGAAUCAGCGUUUUUCCAGCAACUACAAGAAAUAAAGGAAGUUCAGCGAGAUGAAGCUCUCCAACUACCAAGAGACCUAGAUUAUUUGUCUAUCAGGGAUGUGUCUUUGUCCCAGGAAGUUCGAGAGAAACUGCACUUCAGUCGUCCACAGACAAUCGGGGCUGCUAGUCGUAUACCGGGAGUGACACCUGCUGCCAUCAUCAAUCUGCUCAGAUUUGUGAAGACCACUCAGCAGAGACAGGCAGCUACGAACGAAUUACCCAAGACUGGCCAAUACUUACGUAAUACAGACAAACUUCAAGAGAGAGAGCUAUAGCUUUCAAUUCACAGAAGACUUCUAAAAAGUGUGUGAAUAAUUUAAGCAAUACACGAGUAUAGAUAAGAGAUAAGAACUAUUUAGCACCUGUUAAAAUAGCUUUAUUAGGUUAUUAUGAGUUUGUCAUUAAUUUGUGAAGAGGACAGAGAUUAUAAUUAUGCUUUUUCUGUAUCUGAAAAAACUAGUUGUAAACUAUAUAUACUCUUUCUCUAAGAAGCUCUAAUAUGGUUAGCCUGUUCAUAUAUCUCUGUGCAAUGUUCAUCAAAGAGAGAUACAAUGAACCUAAAACUAAACCUGAAAAAAAAAAUCUCAA
This is a messenger RNA of Propithecus coquereli (Coquerel's sifaka), 2239 nucleotides long. It is a transcript of the gene MTO1, whose product is annotated as mitochondrial tRNA translation optimization 1. Gene Ontology annotation, biological process: tRNA methylation; tRNA wobble uridine modification. The record is from RefSeq and is a predicted model, not a curated record. Lineage: Eukaryota; Metazoa; Chordata; Mammalia; Primates; Indriidae. The transcript has 11 exons. Gene Ontology annotation, cellular component: cytosol. Gene Ontology annotation, molecular function: flavin adenine dinucleotide binding.